Piliocolobus tephrosceles (Ugandan red Colobus) is the source of this 9501-nucleotide messenger RNA. RefSeq names its product mediator complex subunit 13L (gene MED13L). Gene Ontology annotation, molecular function: transcription coregulator activity. Gene Ontology annotation, cellular component: mediator complex. Lineage: Eukaryota; Metazoa; Chordata; Mammalia; Primates; Cercopithecidae. The coding region runs from base 452 to 6805 and encodes 2117 amino acids. The transcript has 30 exons. The record is from RefSeq and is a predicted model, not a curated record. Gene Ontology annotation, biological process: regulation of transcription by RNA polymerase II.
AGAUAUCGUGAGCAUAUUGAAAGGUUUGUCUUUAAAAAAUGACAUUUCACCUUAAAGGGGGUUUUACUUGUGAUACAAAGUUGAUUUAAUGGUCUUAGUAUCAAAAUACAUGUUUGUUUAUAGUUGCUAAGAAUUGUCAGUUUAGGAUUUUAUAAGGAGAUAUUCAGAAAUUUGGUAUUUCAAAAUCAGACGUCAUUCUUGGUAGUACUAGUCAUUUUACUUUGAUAUGUUUUAUAAUGCUGUUUUAUACCGUAACUCAGUUAUACAGACUGACAUUGUGAAUUUGCCUUUUACAGCGUAGCUGAUGAGUCUGAUAUUUGAGUAUCACUGAACUGAAGAAGUUGCUCAUAGCUGAUAUUCCAAUUGAAAACUGUAUUAUUUGGCCACAGCAUGGUUUGUGUAAAACUCAAGUUUUGGCACACAUAUAAUCUGCAGAGUAGCUUUAACCACUAUGAAUUUAUUUCCCAGUAUUUUCGACCCAGUUGUGGAAGAAGGACUCUGGGAAAAUGGCCUUUCCUAUGAAUGUAGGACGCUGCUCUUCAAAGCGAUCCACAAUCUGUUAGAAAGGUGCCUAAUGGAUAAGAACUUCGUUAGGAUUGGGAAAUGGUUUGUCCGACCCUACGAAAAGGAUGAAAAGCCAGUCAACAAAAGUGAGCAUUUGUCCUGUGCUUUCACAUUCUUUCUACAUGGAGAAAGUAAUGUGUGCACAAGUGUGGAGAUUGCCCAGCACCAGCCAAUUUAUUUGAUCAAUGAGGAGCAUAUACACAUGGCCCAGUCUUCACCUGCACCAUUUCAAGUACUGGUAAGUCCUUAUGGCUUAAAUGGGACGCUAACAGGCCAAGCAUACAAGAUGUCAGACCCAGCCACUCGUAAGUUGAUUGAGGAAUGGCAGUAUUUCUACCCGAUGGUGCUAAAAAAGAAAGAGGAAUCGAAAGAGGAAGACGAGUUGGGAUAUGAUGAUGAUUUCCCUGUGGCAGUUGAAGUAAUUGUUGGUGGUGUUCGGAUGGUUUACCCUUCAGCAUUUGUUUUGAUCUCUCAGAAUGACAUCCCGGUUCCUCAGAGUGUUGCCAGUGCUGGAGGCCACAUUACAGUUGGGCAGCAAGGGCUUGGUAGUGUGAAGGACCCAAGUAACUGUGGGAUGCCUCUGACCCCUCCCACCUCUCCAGAACAGGCCAUCCUAGGUGAGAGUGGAGGUAUGCAGAGUGCUGCCAGUCACCUAGUUUCCCAAGAUGGGGGGAUGAUAACUAUGCACAGUCCAAAGAGAUCGGGGAAGAUUCCUCCAAAACUCCACAAUCAUAUGGUCCAUCGAGUCUGGAAGGAAUGCAUCCUCAACAGAACCCAGUCCAAGAGGAGCCAAAUAUCAACUCCAACUCUUGAAGAAGAGCCUGCUAGCAAUCCUGCUACUUGGGAUUUUGUGGAUCCUACCCAAAGAGUCAGCUGUUCUUGUUCCAGGCAUAAGCUUUUAAAACGUUGUGCAGUAGGACCCAAUCGACCUCCCACAAUGUCUCAACCAGGGUUCAGUGCAGGACCAUCAUCAUCUUCAUCUUUACCACCUCCUGCUUCUUCUAAGCACAAAACAACAGAAAGACAGGAAAAAGGAGACAAGCUGCAGAAGAGACCCUUAAUCCCGUUUCACCAUAGGCCCUCCGUGGCCGAAGAGUUAUGCAUGGAGCAAGAUGCGCCAGGACAGAAACUAGGGUUGGCAGGGAUCGACUCCUCCUUAGAGGUGUCUAGCAGUAGGAAGUAUGAUAAGCAAAUGGCCGUGCCUUCCAGAAAUACAAGCAAGCAAAUGAAUCUGAAUCCUAUGGAUUCACCUCAUUCCCCUAUAUCCCCUCUGCCGCCAACACUCAGCCCUCAGCCACGAGGUCAGGAAACAGAGAGUUUGGACCCACCGUCUGUCCCUGUGAAUCCAGCCCUCUAUGGAAAUGGACUAGAACUCCAGCAGUUGUCUACUCUGGAUGACAGAACUGUCCUCGUAGGCCAAAGACUGCCUCUCAUGGCAGAGGUCAGCGAGACAGCCUUAUAUUGUGGGAUUAGGCCCUUGAACCCAGAGUCAUCAGAAAAGUGGUGGCAUAGUUAUCGUCUCCCACCCAGUGAUGAUGCUGAGUUCAGGCCUCCAGAGCUCCAGGGUGAGAGAUGUGAUGCCAAAAUGGAGGUAAACUCAGAGAGCACUGCAUUGCAAAGACUCUUAGCACAACCUAACAAACGGUUUAAAAUCUGGCAAGACAAACAGCCCCAGAUGCAGCCACUCCACUUCCUUGACCCAUUGCCUCUAUCGCAACAACCUGGAGACAGUAUGGGAGAAGUGAAUGACCCAUAUACCUUCGAAGAUGGUGACAUAAAAUACAUCUUUACAGCCAACAAGAAAUGCAAACAAGGGACGGAGAAAGAUUCCCUGAAAAAGAAUAAGUCAGAGGAUGGAUUUGGUACCAAGGAUGUCACUACACCAGGUCAUUCCACGCCGGUGCCUGAUGGGAAAAAUGCCAUGUCUAUUUUCAGUUCUGCUACUAAAACAGAUGUCCGGCAGGAUAAUGCUGCUGGCAGAGCUGGCUCCAGUAGCCUUACGCAGGUAACAGAUUUGGCACCUUCCCUGCAUGACUUAGACAACAUCUUUGAUAAUUCUGAUGACGACGAACUUGGGGCUGUAUCACCUGCUCUGCGCCCAUCAAAAAUUCCUACGGUUGGGACAGAAGACCGACCUCUUGGGAAGGAUGGAAGAGCUGCUGUUCCUUAUCCACCAACAGUUGCAGACUUGCAAAGGAUGUUUCCCACUCCACCGUCUUUGGAACAGCAUCCUGCAUUUUCUCCUGUGAUGAAUUAUAAAGAUGGGAUCAGCUCAGAGACAGUGACAGCAUUAGGCAUGAUGGAGAGCCCUAUGGUCAGUAUGGUUUCAACACAACUCACAGAAUUCAAAAUGGAAGUGGAGGAUGGAUUAGGAAGUCCCAAGCCUGAGGAAAUUAAGGACUUUUCAUAUGUGCACAAAGUUCCAUCCUUUCAACCUUUUGUGGGAUCCUCCAUGUUUGCUCCACUGAAGAUGUUGCCGAGCCAUUGUUUGCUACCUCUGAAGAUACCUGAUGCCUGUCUGUUUCGGCCUUCAUGGGCAAUUCCUCCUAAAAUUGAACAACUGCCCAUGCCCCCUGCAGCCACUUUCAUUAGAGAUGGCUACAAUAACGUGCCUAGUGUUGGGAGCCUAGCAGAUCCAGACUAUCUGAACACACCACAGAUGAACACACCUGUGACGUUGAACAGCGCUGCCCCAGCCAGCAAUAGUGGGGCAGGAGUCCUACCAUCUCCAGCAACCCCUCGCUUCUCUGUCCCCACACCACGAACCCCCAGGACCCCAAGAACUCCCAGAGGUGGGGGCACUGCCAGUGGUCAAGGGUCUGUUAAGUAUGAUAGCACCGAUCAAGGGUCACCAGCCUCCACCCCCUCUACUACACGGCCCCUCAACUCUGUGGAGCCCGCCACCAUGCAACCAAUUCCCGAAGCCCACAGCCUCUAUGUUACCCUGAUUCUCUCUGAUUCCGUGAUGAAUAUCUUUAAAGACAGAAACUUUGACAGCUGUUGCAUCUGUGCCUGCAACAUGAACAUCAAAGGGGCAGAUGUCGGGCUUUACAUCCCCGAUUCUUCCAAUGAGGACCAGUACCGCUGUACCUGUGGGUUUAGUGCGAUUAUGAACCGCAAACUUGGCUACAAUUCGGGACUCUUCCUUGAAGAUGAGUUGGAUAUUUUUGGGAAGAAUUCUGAUAUUGGUCAGGCUGCAGAGAGGCGCUUAAUGAUGUGUCAGUCUACCUUCCUUCCUCAGGUGGAAGGAACCAGAAAACCCCAGGAGCCACCCAUAAGCCUUCUCCUCCUCCUCCAGAAUCAACACACACAACCUUUUGCUUCACUGAGUUUCCUGGACUACAUUUCCUCUAACAAUCGCCAAACUCUUCCCUGUGUAAGCUGGAGUUAUGACCGGGUGCAAGCAGAUAAUAACGAUUACUGGACGGAAUGCUUUAAUGCGUUGGAGCAGGGGCGGCAGUAUGUGGAUAACCCCACUGGUGGAAAAGUGGACGAAGCUCUGGUGAGAAGUGCCACUGUGCACUCUUGGCCUCACAGCAAUGUGCUGGACAUCAGCAUGCUCUCCUCCCAGGAUGUGGUUCGUAUGCUAUUGUCCCUGCAGCCCUUUCUCCAAGAUGCCAUCCAAAAGAAGCGCACGGGCAGGACCUGGGAGAACAUCCAGCAUGUACAGGGACCACUCACUUGGCAGCAGUUCCAUAAAAUGGCAGGACGGGGAACCUACGGUUCAGAAGAAUCUCCUGAGCCGUUGCCCAUCCCCACUCUGCUGGUAGGCUGUGACAAGGAUUUCCUCACCAUCUCGCCAUUCUCCUUGCCAUUUUGGGAGAGGCUCUUGUUGGACCCAUAUGGGGGCCACCGUGAUGUUGCCUAUAUUGUGGUGUGUCCAGAAAAUGAGGCCUUGCUCGAAGGAGCCAAAACUUUCUUCAGGGACUUGAGUGCUGUAUACGAGAUGUGUAGGCUUGGGCAGCACAAGCCCAUCUGCAAAGUGCUACGUGACGGGAUCAUGCGCGUGGGAAAAACCGUGGCACAGAAGCUGACAGAUGAGCUUGUGAGUGAGUGGUUUAACCAGCCUUGGAGUGGCGAGGAGAAUGACAAUCAUUCCAGACUCAAACUUUAUGCGCAAGUUUGCCGCCAUCACCUAGCACCUUAUUUAGCCACUCUGCAGCUUGAUAGCAGCCUGUUGAUACCACCUAAAUACCAGACCCCACCAGCAGCAGCACAGGGACAGGCUACGCCUGGGAAUGCUGGGCCCUUAGCUCCAAAUGGAUCAGCAGCUCCCCCAGCUGGCAGUGCAUUUAACCCCACCUCGAAUAGUAGUACUACAAAUCCUGCAGCAAGUAGUUCCGCAUCUGGUUCCUCUGUGCCACCGGUCUCAUCGUCUGCCUCUGCUCCUGGUAUUAGCCAGAUAAGCACUACCUCUUCUUCAGGAUUCAGUGGUAGUGUUGGAGGGCAGAACCCCAGCACUGGGGGCAUUUCUACGGAUAGAACUCAAGGGAACAUAGGCUCUGGCGGAGACACUGACCCCGGGCAGAGCUCUUCUCAGCCCUCACAGGAUGGACAAGAGAGUGUUACAGAAAGGGAGAGAAUAGGAAUUCCCACCGAGCCUGACUCUGCAGACAGCCAUGCCCACCCUCCAGCCGUUGUCAUUUACAUGGUGGACCCAUUCACUUAUGCUGCAGAGGAGGACUCCACUUCUGGGAACUUUUGGCUGUUGAGCUUGAUGCGCUGCUACACAGAAAUGCUGGAUAAUUUACCUGAGCAUAUGAGAAAUUCUUUCAUUCUCCAGAUUGUGCCUUGCCAGUACAUGCUGCAGACAAUGAAGGAUGAGCAAGUUUUCUACAUUCAAUACUUGAAGUCCAUGGCAUUUUCAGUGUACUGCCAGUGCAGGCGACCAUUGCCUACACAGAUCCACAUUAAAUCCCUCACGGGAUUUGGGCCUGCAGCCAGCAUUGAGAUGACACUCAAGAACCCUGAGCGGCCCAGCCCAAUCCAGCUUUACUCCCCUCCCUUUAUAUUGGCCCCAAUCAAAGACAAGCAGACAGAGCUGGGAGAGACGUUUGGUGAGGCGAGCCAGAAAUACAAUGUGCUCUUCGUGGGCUAUUGUCUGUCUCAUGACCAGCGCUGGCUUUUGGCUUCCUGCACUGACCUCCAUGGGGAAUUAUUGGAGACCUGCGUUGUAAAUAUUGCUUUACCAAGCAGGUCACGGAGGAGUAAAGUAUCUGCACGUAAAAUUGGACUACAGAAGUUAUGGGAAUGGUGCAUAGGGAUUGUCCAAAUGACAUCUCUGCCCUGGAGAGUUGUAAUCGGGCGACUUGGGCGUCUUGGCCAUGGGGAGCUUAAAGAUUGGAGUAUCCUCCUUGGAGAAUGUUCACUACAGACAAUCAGCAAAAAGCUCAAGGAUGUGUGCCGGAUGUGUGGAAUCUCUGCCGCAGACUCUCCUUCUAUCCUUAGUGCCUGCCUGGUUGCCAUGGAGCCCCAGGGGUCCUUUGUAGUGAUGCCAGAUGCUGUCACAAUGGGCUCUGUUUUUGGCCGAAGUACUGCACUGAACAUGCAGUCAUCUCAGCUCAACACCCCUCAAGAUGCUUCUUGUACACACAUCUUGGUGUUCCCAACAUCAUCAACCAUCCAGGUGGCUCCAGCCAACUACCCCAAUGAAGAUGGGUUUAGCCCUAACAAUGAUGAUAUGUUUGUUGACCUUCCAUUCCCAGAUGAUAUGGACAAUGAUAUUGGCAUAUUAAUGACUGGGAACCUCCAUUCCUCUCCCAACUCCUCCCCAGUACCCUCCCCAGGCUCUCCUUCUGGAAUUGGUGUGGGCUCUCACUUCCAGCAUAGUCGGAGCCAGGGUGAGCGUCUUCUUUCUAGAGAAGCACCAGAGGAGCUAAAGCAGCAGCCCCUGGCCCUUGGGUAUUUUGUAUCAACUGCCAAAGCUGAGAAUCUUCCCCAGUGGUUUUGGUCAUCGUGUCCCCAGGCUCAAAACCAGUGCCCUCUCUUCUUAAAGGCUUCGCUGCAUCACCACAUUUCAGUAGCACAGACAGACGAACUUCUGCCUGCCAGGAAUUCUCAGCGGGUUCCACACCCUCUUGACUCCAAAACUACGUCUGAUGUUUUAAGGUUUGUUUUGGAGCAGUACAACGCUCUGUCCUGGCUCACGUGCAAUCCGGCCACCCAGGACCGUACUUCCUGCCUUCCCGUCCACUUUGUGGUGCUCACUCAGUUGUACAAUGCCAUCAUGAAUAUACUUUAAUUGGAAAAGCACUUGUUCUCUCUGGCUCAGUUCCUUCUCCCUGCAACCUCAGUCCAAGGAACCUGCUAUACUCUGCAAAUAACCCACAUCCUUUUCUUCAGACCACUCUCCACAGUCCUGCACUGUGAUUCCUUCUCAGCAGGCACAUGUCAGUUCUGCAGUGUUCAUUACCAGAGUGACUCCUUGACACUUCUCUCAUGGACCUGGAAACUUCCAUAAGUGGUGACUUUCAGCCAGUGCGGUGGUGUAUGUAGCCCCCAACCACUGGUCCCAGGAAGGUGGUGGUUGUUGGUGGCUUUUCAGCGGGAAACAGAAGAGACAGUGUCCUUUUGCACAAGAGUCUGUGUUUUCAGCCUCUGUAUACAAUUGAGGGCAGUCUAGCCCUUUGGAUGAAAUCCUCUAUUACUGGUGUGUGGCCUGUGGGUUACCUGAACUCCAUAAUCUGGGACUUUUUAAAAAUAAGAACCAGCUCAAGGAUAUGGUUUCAUACUGGGGUUCCUGUCUCCCUAGUGCUCCCAUCCAGAUUAGCAUGAGUGCUUUGGUUGACUUCACACCUGUGUGUGGAUGCAGAAGGUCUGGAGACAGCUUCAUUUUGUUUAUUUAUUUUAAUUUGUUUUGUCAUAUCGUUUUUGUGACUUUGUUUUUUUAAUUCACAAGGACCAGGUACAGUAGCUGAAACCCAAUUCAGAUCCACCAUAGGAUUCUUUGACUACAUACCUCUGUCCUAGAAGCCGGAAAAGGAGUAAAAACACAUUGGGGAGAUCAUGCCUAAAAGUAAUAUAUUCAAAACCACCCAGCAGUAGGUUUUGUUAACAACAAACUGAGUUUUAAAAGUUCUGCCAUGUUAAGUGGCCAGCAUUUCAUGAAGGAUAACAUUUUUAUACAGAAGGCAGUCAAGCUCAACUCAGAGCCAUGGAGGCAAGUACCUUAAUUAGUUUUAUAUAGUCACAACGGAAAUAUAUUUUCUAGUGAAUUCUUAUCGAAAGCCAGGUCUCUCCUCUCAUUAGAUCAAAAGGGACUUAUGUACAUACAACAAUUGAAAGUGUUUGCUCAUGAAAUCAGUUAUAAAUAUGGUGAAUUUUUUCUGGACCAUAGGAAUAUUAUUUCAAAGAAAUAUUACAACUUAACCAUUAAAUUAGUACUUGAAGUUGAGCCUUUGUGGUGGGACUUUUUAAAAAAAUGCCUUUUUAAAGCAUUAAUGGCGAAUUGCAGUAUUUUAUGACUCCUCAUUCCCGGCCCAGAGGGUUGUCUUUGAAACCCUGUUUCUAACCCUUGUGUUGUGCGUUUCUGUCUGAGGGCAGUGGGUGUGUACUGGCCUCCCGGGAGCCACUGUGACCAGGCCUUUGAGCUCUUGUCAUCUGUGGAGAGAAUCAUGCAAAUUUUAAAAGUUCUUCCAAGAGACUUCCAUGUCCUGGUUAUUAACAAAAAAGGAAAAAUGUAAUAAUUGAUAUGAUUUUGUAAAAGUAUUUUUCUUGAAAUAAUCUAAAGUUUAAAACAUUAUAUUAAAAAAAAAAAAGUUGUGUGGUGGGAAUGUGAAAGCAGAGAAAUAACUUGUAAAUGGAUAAUUUUCUUCUCUGUACCACCAAUUGAAGGGGGGGUUGACUUUCGCAAUGUAUAGGAGAAAAAAUCUGAUAUAUCAAACCAUUUGUAUCUAAUGUGUACAGUGUAAAAUUGACUUUAAAAAUAUUGCAGUGCUAUUUUUUCUUAAUCAGAAAGGAAAAUUCUCAAGGCCUUUUGAAGAGCAUAAGAAGAUGAAGAUUGUAAACUUGUAUAAAAUUAUCUUGGUGAGAAGACAAAUUGUAAAGUAGAUAUUUGUAAUCUUUUACCACUUUGGGGUUGCUUUUUUCCCGGAAUUCAUCAGAACUUUGAAUUUUUUUUUAAAUGGGCUGUUUUUAAUGCAGGGGCUUUUCUUCCCUAGAAACCCAAUUCUAAGCAGAAAAAGAAAAAAAAACAUAAAAAAUAAAAAAACCCGUACAAAAAACUUAAAAAAAAAAAAUGGCAGCAAAGGGUAGUUUUCAUCUGGUGUCUUUUAUUUAAGUUUUUUAAGUUAAGAAAAGCUGGUGACAUAUUUAUACGUUUUUGUGCAAAAAUAAAUGAAUGGCAAUAGAUUUUAAAAAAUCUUAUUAUGUACUUCUGUGUGAAAAAGUCUGUAUAAUAUUUCCCUUAAAUAUGCAUUAUUUUACUUGUGAGUUUUUUACUGAAUUAAUCUGAAAUGUACAAGCCCUGGAUUUGCUACAGAGUGAGAAGUUAUUUUAUUUUUUUUUAUUUUUAAUUUUGGAAAUUCUGCAGAAAUCAGAACUCUUACCAUGGUUUGAACAAAACACGGGGCAGUGGGGAGGGGAGAAGGGCGGGGUUGUCCAGCAUGCUUGUAUGUAUAUUUCAGAACCUUUUUUAAAUGUAAAAGCUGUACAUUUCUGGGAAGUUCUGAAUUUCUUUUGUUUCCUUUUUUCCUUCAAGCAUUUUGCAGUGAGCUUCUUUUAUAUAUAGCAAACAAUUUGAAAGAAUACAAAAAUAUGUGAAGUUCAUUUAAAAAAAUAACUACAGUAUAGCGCUGGUACAGUACACUAAAAGACUUUGAUAAAAAGAAACAAUAAUAAAAGGCCUCCAUUUUAAAUGUCAUUCAUAUAUACCUUGUGGAUGAGAGCUAUAUACUUUUACACACUUUUUUAGAGGAAUAAAUUAUUGAAUUACUGAAA